GGCGCACAUCGAACGAGUCCGUAGUGGUGCGCGGCUGCGCGGUUCUAUGCGCAGAUGUCCCAGAUUCGAUAUCCGAACAGGACUAUUAUUUUCUGACUGAAAACUAUUUAAUUAAAUCACGAUUUUUUUACGAGUCGGUAACGGAACUGUUAGAGUGAAGUGAUUGGUUGAGACGUUACGUUUGAAUGAAAUUGCGGUAAACGUGGGGUGCUGUGCUUUUACGUGAAUACAAAGUUACAAUGUUGUCAACUGGCGAGUGAGGAACCACAGAUGUGAAGAGCACAUACAGGAUGCACACGAUGGACACAAUGGGCUACGGCCACAAGAAGUACCGGCCGCCACUCUCGCCCACCAGCUUCUACCAGCAUGACAUGUACUCUAGACCCACCACGCUGCGCCCUCAGAGUGAAUACCGGUUCGCGGGCGGAGGGUACGGGCGCGGGCUCGGCAGCGGCAGCGGGUCCCGCGGCGGGAGCGGAAAGUUGUGCUCGGCGGCGUUAGUGGGCGGGGCGCUGCUGGCGGCCGUGGCGGUGCUCGCCGUCGCGGCGCUGGCCUUCUACAUGGGGGCCUUGAGGCCUGACAACGGAGAACCUAUAAUGUCGUUCGAGGGCACGCUACGCGUGACUCGCGGCGACGUGUACGGAGGCGCGGCGGGCAGCCCCGCGUGGCGCGAGCGGCAGCGCCGCUACGGCGCCGCGCUGCGGCAGGCGUACGCCGCGCCGUCCCCGCUGCGCCAGGCCUUCGCCGGCGCCCUCGUCACCGGCUUCGGCGACCGCCGGCUCGACGUGCACUUCAGACUCUACCUUGACAGAAGAAAAAUACCAAGUUCUGUCUCAAAUAUAGAAGAAACGCUGAAAAAUAUUUUGAUUCAAGACUUGAAUUCGAAGAAUCCAGCUUUUGGACAAAUUAAAAUAGAUACGUCUAGCAUAGUUAUAAAGAGGGAUCUAACCCACACAUACCAAUCUGAAUCUUACGUCAAGGAGGCUUUGAAUGAUACCAUGGCAAUAAGUAGUUCAAAAUCGCCUCCUCCGCUUAGUAGUAAAGAUAAGACUCUGCAAACGAGAGUAGGAGUUGUCCGUAAAACCACAUUGAAACCAAGUAUACCCAAUAAAAAGAAAGAUCCCGAUGAGCCAGACAUUGACACAGAAAAUUUGCCUGUAGUUCAAGGCACUUUCCAAAUCACAAAGACUGAAGCUGAUAUUACUGAAAAUAAACAAAACUCUAGUCCGCCAAGAAACGAUGAAAAACCAAAUAUUAAGACAACGACUACAACUAAAGCAACAACUACGUCUAAAGCACCCUCGACGAAACCUCCCUUCAUUAGACCGUCUACAUUUAGACCAUCCACAACAAGAAGAGUUCCUACAAGUACACCAAAGGCGCGACCAUUUACGAUUAUGUCUACCUUGAAUGUAAAACCAAAAACGGAUCCUACUCCACAAACAGAUACCGAAAGCACUACGAGGAGUUCGGCGGCGCCAUCUUCCAUUACCACACCAUCUACACCUCUCGAGAUAAACACGAAUAAUGUUUCGCAAAUAUUACUGGAUCUCCUUACUAAUGAAAAUCAAUACAAAGAUGUCCCUAAAAUCGAUACCCUUUUUACUGUACCACAUGUUGUUGAUAAUGAACCGUGGCGGCCAAUCACCAGGCCUUACUACGAGUCCACCAGCAACGUGCCUGUGGUAACCGAGGAGCAACCUAUAGAACCCAUUGAACACAAUGCCGAAGACAGGAUAGGUGUCGCUGAAGUAGUAGAAGAUUCAUCGAUUCUAGAAAGUUUUUUAAGUCCUAUACCUCCAGUAAAAAAUAGAGAGAAAGUUACAUAUAAGCCCCCAGGCCUAAUAAGUGUCGAUCCUAAUUUAGGUGCAGAAGUUUACGUACCAAGUCCUGUUUAUACGAGUUUUACCCUUCCUACGUUUGCGCCACCAUUGAAAAAUAUGGAAACAUUAGGAUCUAGUUUUCCGAAAGCUCAUCCCAUUCCUGUCGAUAAAAUCAGCACAGUAGUGGAAUCAGAAGAAACAAGUGGAGACGACGAAGAUGAUGGAAAACCAGUGGAAAGGCCUCCUAAGGAAAAAACAACGUCUGUUACACUAAACGUGGUACAAUUUGAGCAACAAGAUAACAGCACUGAAAAAGUCUCAAUAGAAGGCGCGUCAAUUCUUAAGAAACAAGAUGUCACUACAAGCAGUACUUCAACAACGACUACCACUUCGACUUCAACAAGCACCAUGUCAACUAUGUCCUCUAGAGACAUGUCAUCUAGCAGUACUACGAAAGCAGCUGAUGGUCACGACGAAACAGAAAACUCCACGAGACGACCAAAUAACAAAGUUUCGAUUAUACCAAGCACAGAGACCCCUCAUCAUACCUGGGAAUUGGUAAAUACCUCAACCAAUGAUAAUGGCACAUUCAAUAAACACUCACCGGAGAAAUAUUACAAUGAUACGUUGCAAGCUAUUAUUACUAAAAAUGACGCUCCAUUUCCAAACACAACACCAAAGUUCUCGGGAAAAGUAUCAAUUCUUAAAAAUCUGACAGAAAUUAUAAAACGAUACACACAAAGCACGACUGAAAAACCUGUAAAAGAAAUGGAUGAAUCUGAAAAUGAAGAGCGCCAGACUCACAUUAAAAUGACUGGAUCAGUUGAACUUGUACCCGAGGAUGAAGUCGAAACAACAACAACACGAGUGAUUACUCUACUACCCGCCAAAUCUAAUCUUGGCGUAAACCGACCUCUACGACCGAGGCCGUUAAUACGGGUUCAAUCUCCGAACAAGGAAAAUGAGCGUAAUUUUUUUCGUAGCAACAUAAGAUCUCAGACGGUUGUUACGGAGAAAACUACAAAACGGAGUAUAAAUGAUAAAUACGAUUACGUGACACCGAAACUUGAAUUGAUAUCUAAGGACGAAGAAGUCAAAUCCGACGAAGAGGAUAUGCUAACAAAAGUCAGUGACAGUAUACCUGUCGCCAGUUCACCGGACAUGGUCACUGGCAGUAACCGAUUUCCUAAAGCGAGUGAUGAAUUGGGAGUAGGUUCUAUUCAAUUUAAGAAGGAAAAUGGCACAUACGUACCAGAAGGCACGUAUAGAGUUUCAUACCAUGUUACUGGAAGUGUUAGUAGUAAACAGGCGAAUAAAACUCUAGAUCUUCCAGCAUACGAACUGGCCUUGGAACCCGAUGUCGUUUUGGAAAUACCCACUAAUCAAACAAACACCCUUACUAUCGAUAAACUAAAACAACUAGCGAAUUUGGCGACUAUUUCCGAUGCUCAGAAUAAGACUUUAUUUCGAACUCCAGGUGGAGUAAUCUCCACCAAAGCUAUACCAUCUAGUUACACUCUAAAUCAGGCGGGAUUCAAAAUUUUAACUAAGACAUUCAGUAAAAUUCCACCUUCUAAACAAGAAGUAAACAUCAUAGAAAAGCCUGUUCCCGAAAAUAACUUCAACAAAUUAUAUUUAGAGAAAGAAAUAACAAAAGACGCCGUUAAAACAGAGGAAUGCGACAACAGCACGUCGUUCCGCUGCUCGAGCGGCGCGUGCCUGCCUCUGACGUCGCGAUGCAACCGCCUGCUGGACUGCGCGGACGGCGAGGACGAGCGCGCCUGCUCCUGUGCCGACUACUUGCGUGCAGACUUUGCUGACGCCAAGAUCUGCGACGGCGUCGUCGACUGCUGGGAUUACUCUGAUGAGAACAGAUGCGAAUGGUGUAGCGAAGACCAGUACGUGUGUGCGAACGCGAAGCAGUGCGUGGAGCAGCUGCGCGUGUGCGACGGCGUGCCCGACUGCCCGCUCGGCGACGACGAGAAGAGCUGCGUGGCGCUCGCCGACCAGGUCGACAACGAGGUCGUGCCCUACAACGAGGAAGGAUACGUGAUGGUGCGCAAGCGCGGCGUGUGGGGCCGGCUGUGCGUGGAGAGCUUCGAGGAGGCCGUGCACGAGGCGCACAGCACGCUGCAGCUGCCCGACCUCGGCCGCGCCGUCUGCCGCGCCAUGACCUUCCAGUCCGUGGGGUACGCGCGCGAGGCUCGCGAGGGCCGCGCGGCGCGCGCGGGCUACUGGGAGGUGUGGCACGACGCGCGCGCGCGCGACGCACGGCUCACGUUCCGGCGCGCCUCGUGCAAGAAGCGCCGCGCGCUGCGCGUGCGCUGCGGCGCGCUCGAAUGCGGCGUGCGACCGCACGCUGACGCCCAGCAGCCCAGGGUGGUGGGCGGCGGCGGCGCGGCGGCGGGCGCGUGGCCGUGGCAGGCCGCGCUCUACCGCGACGGCGACUUCCAGUGCGGCGCCACGCUCAUCACUGCCGAGUGGCUGCUCUCCGCCAGCCAUUGCUUCUAUCAGGCAACGGAGGCGCACUGGGUGGCGCGGCUGGGCGCGCUGCGGCGCGGCGCGUGGCCGCGCGGGCCGUGGGAGCGCGCGGCGCGCGUGCUGCGCGUGGAGCUGCACCCGCGCUACGCGGCGCGCGGCUUCCGCAACGACAUCGCGCUGCUGCGCGUGGCGCGCCUGCCGCUGCACGCGCGCCUGCGCCCCGCCUGCCUGCCGCCGCCGCGCCGCGCGCCGCCCGCCCGCCAGCACUGCACCGUGCUCGGCUGGGGGCAGCUCUACGAGCACGAGCGCGUCUUUCCGGACACCCUGCAAGAGGUGGAGCUGCCGGUGAUCUCGACGGCGGAGUGCCGGCGGCGCACGGCCGCGCUGCCGCUCUACCGCGUCACCGACGACAUGUUCUGCGCCGGCUACGAGCGCGGCGGCCGCGACGCCUGCCUCGGCGACUCCGGCGGCCCGCUCAUGUGCCAGGAAGCGGAUAACAAAUGGUACAUCUACGGAGUGACGAGCAACGGGUACGGGUGCGCGCGCGCCAACCGGCCCGGCGUGUACACGAAGGUGUCGCACUACAUCGACUGGAUCGACGGCGUCAUCGCGGCGCACCAGCUCAACGACACCACCACCGACACCGACUCCGAGGACUUCUACUACGACUUGGAAGCGGCCGAGAACCGGAGGUCCAUGAAGCUGGAGACGUGCCGGGGGCACCGCUGCCCGCUCGGCGAGUGCCUGCCGCCCUCGAGCGUCUGCAACGGCUUCCUCGAGUGCUCGGACGGCAGCGACGAGUGGCAGUGCGCCAGCAGCAGACUCAACUCCAGCGCGCUCGAUCCCGAUUGACACUAGAUUAGCCCGAUCUAGCUACUUUAUAAGCCAGUACUAUGUAGUUACUUUCUUAAAUGCGACUGAUAUGUUAAUUAUACUUAAGUAAACGUAGUGUACAUUUUAAAAAAUGUCAAUUAGGUUUAUGUAAAGACCCGAUUAGUUUACGACUAAGUUCAGUCCGUGUUUCCCGUCUCAAAUCUCUGCUGAUAUCUUUGACUAUGCCAUAUUUAUUUAGAACGCGAGUACGCUUUGUAAAUAUAGAUAUUAGUAUUAUUUUGUACCCGAACUGUUGUUUUGUUAACCACUUCGUGACAGCUUAAAUUUAAAAGUAUUUAUUUGAAAUUCAUGGAUGACCUUUUCCGUUUGAAUAACGACGUCACCAUUCAAAUGGACGAUGUAAACCAUGCCUGGAAUAAAGAUCUAUUAUUUGAAAUCACUAUAA
This is a messenger RNA of Cydia fagiglandana, 5583 nucleotides long. RefSeq names its product mucin-2-like. Lineage: Eukaryota; Metazoa; Arthropoda; Insecta; Lepidoptera; Tortricidae. Gene Ontology annotation, molecular function: serine-type endopeptidase activity; protein binding. Gene Ontology annotation, biological process: proteolysis. The record is from RefSeq and is a predicted model, not a curated record. The transcript has 13 exons. The coding region runs from base 291 to 5156 and encodes 1621 amino acids.